Triticum turgidum subsp. durum (durum wheat) is the source of this 375-nucleotide messenger RNA. The record is from the annotation of a GenBank genome assembly. Lineage: Eukaryota; Viridiplantae; Streptophyta; Magnoliopsida; Poales; Poaceae.
AUGUUCCCUCUUUUACAAACCAACAACACUCUUGCAUUGUCUGAAGAGCUUGCUGAGUUUGAGGGGUACUCUUCUCGGUUAGCAACAUUAGAUUACAACAUCUGUGUUCAGAGUGAUCUGUUUGUGACGAAUCAAGGGGGGAACUUCCCUCACUUUUUGAUGGGACACAGGCGUUACCUGUUAGGAGGGAAUGCAAAGACAAUUAAAUCCGACAAACGGAAGUUGGCCUUAUCUUUUGACGACCCAAAUAUCAGAUGGAGUCGAUUCAAGCACCACAUGCUGGAAAUACUGCACCAUAGUGACAUAAGGGGCAUCGCAUUCAGGAAACCUAAUGAUUCCAUAUACACCUUCCAAAUGCCUGAUUGCAUGUGCUAA